AAUACUAGCAGAUACGCAAUCAUUUACGAAUUGGAAAGUCAUAAAUGCCUAAAAUGUUUCGCAUCUUCUUUCCUAAAUACAAUACAGUGGCUCGUGCCCACCUUCCCGGAUUAGGCCGAUAACAGCGAAGGAAUUCCGUGAGAAGGUUCCAGAGAAGAGAAUGGAGGAGAGCACCACCAAUGUAGCGCCGAAGUUUUUGGAGCCAUGGCACCGUCUGGAGGACAAGGUCGUGAUGGUGACGGGCGCCUCCUCCGGAUUAGGUCGAGAGUUCUGUUUGGACUUAUCUAAAGCCGGCUGCAGAGUCAUAGCAGCGGCGCGGAGGACGGACAAACUGCGCUCGCUAUGCGACGAGAUAAACAGCGGCGCCGUCGAUCGAGGAGAAGGAGAUCGGCCUAGAGCUGUGGCCGUCGAACUCGACUUGAGCGCUAACGGAGCGGCGAUUGAGGCUUCUGUACGGAAGGCUUGGGAAGCGUUCGGCAGAAUUGAUGCUUUGAUUAAUAACGCUGGUGUUAGAGGUCGAGUUCAUACUCCAUGGGACUUGUCCGAGAAAGAAUGGGAUGAAAUAGUGGGGACGAAUAUGACUGGCACUUGGUUGGUUUCCAAGUAUGUUUGUAUGCGUAUGCGUGAGGCUCAGCGAGGUGGGUCUAUCAUCAAUAUCUCUUCCAUUGCUAGUGUCGAGCGUGGAUUAUUACCCGGAGGCCUUGCUUAUGUGAGUAGCAAGGGUUCUGUCAACUCAAUCACAAAGGUUAUGGCCCUGGAAUUAGGACCCAACAAAAUUCGAGUUAAUUCCAUUGCACCAGGGCUUUUCAAAUCUGAGAUAACCAAAGGUUUAGUGGAGAAAGAGUGGCUGAAAAAUGUCGAACGCAGAACAGUGCCGUUGAGAGUUUUCGGGAAAAUAGAUCCUGCAUUGACAUCCCUCCUUAGGUACUUGAUUCACGACUCUUCCGUGUAUGUCACCGGCAACAUCUUUAUUGUCGACUCCGGAAACACCUUGCCAGGUACGCCUAUAUUUUCAUCUCUUUAAAUUUCCAGGAAUGGAUGGUUUCUGGUAAUACAGAGUGAUAAGCUUUUUGGAGCAAUGAAUGGAAUGUCAAACUUAUUUGGUAUAUUGAAUGAUAAUUCAUACGUAAAUAAGAUUUUGGGAUGAUUAUUUA
Messenger RNA from Andrographis paniculata, 1154 nucleotides. RefSeq lists its product as uncharacterized. The record is from RefSeq and is a predicted model, not a curated record. The transcript is spliced from 3 exons. Gene Ontology annotation, molecular function: oxidoreductase activity. The coding region runs from base 161 to 1024 and encodes 287 amino acids. Lineage: Eukaryota; Viridiplantae; Streptophyta; Magnoliopsida; Lamiales; Acanthaceae.